This is a messenger RNA of Aspergillus homomorphus CBS 101889, 1074 nucleotides long. Its product is annotated as GPI anchored serine-threonine rich family protein. The coding region runs from base 351 to 950 and encodes 199 amino acids. The transcript has 2 exons. The record is from RefSeq and is a predicted model, not a curated record. Lineage: Eukaryota; Fungi; Ascomycota; Eurotiomycetes; Eurotiales; Aspergillaceae.
GAGAAACAUCCAACACAGCUUGACAGGUCAUCGGUUCAGGGUCUCAUUCCAACAGUGCCCGUUGGUUGCCACCUACGUGGGCUCAGUCUUCGCAAGAAAGGCUCAGCUCGAUCACACUCAGGACCAGCAUCUCGUAUUGCUGUUGCUUCAAUGUGGGGCUUGGACAACAUGCGUGGUCUCAUCCCUUGGGCUUCAGCUGGGCGUGUUGUUUGAUUCUGUAUCCAGCAUUUGUCUCGUUGUUUAGUCCAGAGUCUCCUCAGGCGGUCCGGUAUAUUAAUCCCUUUUCCUGUUGACUCGUGGCACGGCUCUCCUGGUUUUCCUCUCCAGUCAUACGUAUACGUUGGAUCAAAAUGCGCUCCUCAUUCACCAUUGCCUCCCUGGGUCUCAUCGCGUCGGCUUUGGCCAUCACGAUCACGACUCCGUCGUCCGACACGGAGUGGGAUUUCUCCACCCCCAAAACCAUCAAGUUCACCAGCACUUCCGAUGAUCCGCCGGUGAUCAGUAUCAUCCUGCGGUCUAAGGAUGGCUCUUUCCAGACCAAGCUGGCAGACAACGUCAAGACCUCCGAUGGGGAGUACACCACUCAACCCAAUCCUAGCAUUUCGAAUGGAUCCGACUACGAAAUCGAGAUUAUUGAUUCUUCGGGCCAGCUUGCUGUGAGCCCGGUUUUCACAGUCCAGAAGGGUGCUUCCAACGAUGGUACCACGUCCUCCUCCUCGUCCUCAUCGUCCACGUCUUCAUCUACCACUUCAUCAUCAUCAUCCUCCUCCUCCUCCUCCUCCUCCUCCACCAACACCACUUCUUCAACCUCUUCUGCGACCAGUGAGACCACUUCCACCUCGAUCACCCACACGACUUCGGUGUCCCCGACACCUGCGUCGUCGAUCCGACCUCUGUCUUCUUUAGGCAAGACGCGAACGUCAUACAUUGCUGCAAGCCGAUCGUUCUGACUAACAGUUAUUGCUCCACAGGCACGACCACCAAGUCAUCGUCCUCCUCGUCUUCCUCGUCCACCGCCUCCCGAGCCUCUGGCUCCGAGUCCUCCGGCACCGCCACAACAGCCGCCGCGCAGCU